Molecule: messenger RNA, 3326 nt
Organism: Anopheles gambiae (African malaria mosquito)
Lineage: Eukaryota; Metazoa; Arthropoda; Insecta; Diptera; Culicidae
Product: zinc finger protein 431
Exons: 3
Coding region: 132-2771 (879 amino acids)
Biological process (GO): regulation of transcription by RNA polymerase II
Cellular component (GO): nucleus
Molecular function (GO): DNA-binding transcription activator activity, RNA polymerase II-specific; RNA polymerase II cis-regulatory region sequence-specific DNA binding
Source: RefSeq, a predicted model, not a curated record
UAAACAAAAAAAAACAAAAUGAUAAAAUAGAAAAAAAAAACUGUGCGUGUAUUUUUCUGCUGCCUGUGAAUUCUUCCCUAUUUAUUCACCCAUCGACGGUCAAAAUACACUAGGCGUAUCACUGCAUAAAAAUGGUGCAUUUCUGCAAAUUGUGCCAGCUGCUGCAUAAAAACAUGGACUUUAUCCAGUGCGAUGAUUCUAACGUUUGGUUGCUUGAAACGGUAUUUUCGGUUAAGAUUACUCCCCUGGAUGGACGUGUUGAGCCUAUCUGCCGGAAGUGCAUACGCAAAUACAACAAGGUGAUGAAGGAUCUUAAAAAGUCCAACGGUGGUUUCCCUGUUUCCCGUCAAACUUUUAUCGAACACAACAAAAUUCACAACGGAGAUGCGGAGUCGCUCUUUCAGUUCCCGAGUGCAGAACAACCGGCGUCGCUCAACGCGUCAAACAGAACUUUGGAUCAGCCGUACCUGUUGGAUGAUGAAAGUAAAGAGCUGAUGUUUACAGGACCGGUAUCGGAGAAGGCAAAUGGCAGUAAGAAUGGCAUGACUCUGAACAUCAGUGGCGAGGCCGCAACAGUGUAUCGUAUAACAAUGGGCGAUACACAGGAAUCGUCAGAAGAUGACAGUUCGGAUGGGAAGAGCAGUAUAGCCGACGAGGACGAAAGUACUGACGACUCUACCGAAGACGAUGAAGAGGACGAUUGUUGUAGUGACGAUACGGAUGACUCGAGCACUAGCUGUAGCAGUACUAGCAGUACCGGUGCUAGCUCAUCCGAAACUGUGGCUAGCUUGCGGCUAGAAGAGCAUAUAAAGCGAGGAGCGGAGGACUCCUCUGUGGAUUUAUAUAGCACAUAUAUGGACGGUCCUUUGAUGCAAAAUCUUCCCGAAGGAAGCCUCCUGCAAGGAGUUGGAGACGAUUAUGUUCCCGAAGGGGAUCGCAUUUUCCCAGAAAAGGAGCUUAUGAAUGAUGUCUUGGAACCACUUCAGAUGGACGAGCCGACAUCUAAAAUUGAAGACAAAGUUGAAUUGGCAAAGCCAUUACAAUGUGAAGAACAGCAAAGGUCACAGCAGCAAGAGCAGAGCCAGCAAGAAUCAUGUCAACAGGAAAGCGAAGAACAAGAAAAACCCACGCCACGAAACGAUGAUGACCAACAAGGGCAUGAAGAAGAUGAAAAAAAUGAUGGAGUCCCUAAAAAGUCUCGCAAGCGCAAGAAACGGAGCACUGGAUCUGCUGCACAAGCAAAAAAUUACGUUUGUCUCGUAUGCCAAAAGAGAUUUUCAAAAGCGAUAUAUUUAAAAGUACAUACUCGAACCCAUACGGGAGAAAAACCGUACGCGUGUGAUAUUUGCUUCAAGAGCUUCACGCAGGCGUCUAGUUUAAACACGCAUAAGCGACUUCACUUCAACGUAAAGCCGUUUGUGUGCGAAAUUUGUAACCAGCAAUAUACAAGUGCCGGAAACUAUAAAGUACAUCUUCGUACGCACACCCAGGAAAAACCAUACGCUUGUAGCUAUUGCGAUAAACGAUUUAGCCAGCACUCUAGCAAAAAAAUGCACGAACGUGUGCAUAGCCAGGAAAAGCCGUACCCUUGCCAGGUAUGCCUAAAGGCGUUCAGCAAUGUUAGCAAUCUCACUGUUCAUAUGCGGAUCCACCAGGGUUUGAAGCCGUACAAGUGUGAUAAAUGCGACAAAAGCUUCGCUCAGUCUCAAACACUCAAAACGCAUUACAUAUCUGCGCAUACCGACGUACGACCUUUCCAAUGUGAUCGAUGCCCUAAAUCGUAUGCAACAUUGUCGAAUUUAAACAACCACAAACAUACACACCUUGAAGAAAAACCGUUCGCCUGCGAAGAAUGUGGGAAGCGAUUUACUCAAAAAUCUUCACUUAAAACCCAUGCACUUUCGCACAACACCGAACGUCCCUACCCUUGUGAAGAAUGUACCAAAUCAUUCAACACGCAGGCCAUGUUGAAUACACACCGUCGAAAUAUGCACAGUACAGAAAGACCGUUUGCUUGUACAAAGUGCAAUAAAUCAUACGCACAGGAAACGAGACUUCGGCAACACAUGUUGAGUCAUGCAGAGGUUAAACCUUAUCCGUGUGUAGAAUGUGGAAAGACGUUUACGACUGCUACCAACCUACGUAUACAUCAGCGAGUCCAUUCUGGCGAAAAACCAUACCCGUGCCCAACUUGCGGUAAAUGCUUUUCGCAAAGAUCCUCUCUUCGAACGCAUGAAAUUCUUCAUUUGCCACCGGAAUUACGACCAGAACCGUCGGUUCAAUCCGAUAUACCGCGGGGAAGAAGAAAACAAAAAAUUAAAAUCGAAUGUGGCGAAUGUGGAAAAGUAUUUACACUACGAGGACGCUACCGCAAUCACAUGAAACAGGUACACCAAAGAGAUGUGCAAGACGUGGAUGACGAAAAGUGCAUGAGCCUGGAAGCUUCCGAAGAGAGUGACAACGACGCACCCAUCGAUACGGAAGUAGGUACGAAAGUAGUACAAGAGAAGCAAAACCAGUUAAGAUCAGCUUCUGGGAAUAAUCGAUCUGGUAAAGAUCUUAGCCAACAUCUGUCAGCUGCAGAAGAGGACGAGGACGAUGAAACACAUGAAGAAGAUGAUGAAGAUUAUGAAGACGAAUACGAGGAUGACGGUAACGACGACGACGAAGAAGAUCGUGAACAUGAGACAGGAGCAACGCAUUUAAACAAUUCCGCAGUUCCUUUGCUGGAACAGUACCAUUAUGGACAAAUAAUUUCCGAGCAAAACUAAUCUGGCCUCUCAUUGUAUAUUCAUUUGUUUUGCAUUAUGAGCUAAGUGAUCAAAUUGGCCUAAAGUAAUGCUUACCUAACAGAAUAGUCAGUUUUGGCGACCCGGAAAGGACACAAUUCAGUUUACACGAAACAGUACGUCUAUCAUUAAAUCACUUGGCCAUGCCUCUCUAACGAUCAUAAGUAUUAAUUUAUCUAGGCAAGAACUUAAUCGCUUUAUCACUUAUCUCUAGCUGGUGUUAUAUGUUGGUCGAACUCGAAUUCUGAUCUCUUUAGUAUUCAAAAGUCGCUUAUAUCACUAUUGUAGUCACAAGAUCAAAUACUCCUAAAGUAUAUCCUUAGCUUAACUUGCUACGCCCGCUUGGUGGCCUUCGGCUAGUGUAAUAAUAAGGUCUACCGUAUUAGGUAUACAUGUGCAAUUUCAAUUUUAUAACUUACCAAUAUCGAAAAGAACCGGAUCGUUACUUUCGAAGCCGCACAACCCGGGACCCCGUUUGCGUUCGUAUUUAUUAUAAAUAAUUUUAUUUUGUAUCAGAUGGUAUAUACCAAAACGAAA